AUGGAAGAAAUAGAACUAUAUAUUAUAAAAAAUGAGAUCAUAAAGAUUGGAGAUAAGGAAAUUGAUAGUGAUGACAUAUUUGAGUUAUCGAAAAGGAUACUAAAGAGUAGAACAAAUCAAUGUAUUGACACACUUUUAGAGUGCAUUUUUUAUAUGCCUGUAAAGAUAGGUAUAUAUGCAACUAUUUUGGGAAUAAUAACAAAAGGGAAUGAUAAAUUAAAGCUACAAUUAAUAUUAAAAUUAAAUCAUAACAUUUCAGUUUUUGUAAAAAGCAAUUCAUAUCAUUGUUUGUUAUGGUUUAGAUGUAUAAUAGGGUUGAGUUGCUGUGGUGUUUUUGAUUUUUCUCAUUGUAUAAAAUUAUUUAAAGACUUAUAUGCAUUAUGUGUCGAAUUAUAUAAUGAAAAUAAAUAUAUAAAAGCUGACAAUAUAUUAUAUUUAUUUUUAAGUAAUUUUUUUUAUAUUUCAAAGCAAAUAUAUGAUGAAAAUAAAGCAGAAUUAGAUAAUAUAUUAAGCAUUUGCUUUGAUUUAAUAGAUAAGAGACAAACGUGUAUUGAUAAUAUAGAUAUAGAUAAUAAUGAUUUAACGACUAUUGAAUACAUAUAUAUAUAUAUUAAUAGUGUUAAGCAUAGUGACAAUUUUAAUGAUAGAUUAUUUUACUUAAAAGAAGCAUUGCAUCAUUAUAUAGAAAAUAAUUUAAGAAGUGUAGCAACCCAUCGAUUUUACCAAAAAGAAAUAUUUCAAAAUGUAUUUUUAAAAGACCAAAAUGAGCAAAAUAUGCUAUCUGAAAAUCAAAAUAAUCGAGCAGAAUUAGAAACCGGAAUUGAAAAUUGUAUUAAUAUUCAACACUUUAUUAACUACGACUGCAUAGAUUGCAUAGCCAGUUUACAGAUAAAAUUUAUAACAAAAUAUAGUGAUGAUAAAAAUAUCCAUGAUAUAUGGUUAAUGCAAGAACAUAUAAUAUAUAUUAUUGAAUUAUAUAAAAAUAGUGUUGAAUUUAGUUCCAAAAUACUAGGUAUAUAUGUUCAAUUACAAAGUAAAUUAUACAAUAAUGUUUUGGUAGAAUGCAUAAUUAAUAAAUUGUUAUCAUCGUUUAAUAACAAAAAUUAUUAUUUUUAUAUAUCCUUAAUGCACCGGCUUUUAUUAAUAAAUAAAAAUUUAGGAAGUGUACUUAUUAGAUGUAUUAAAUUUGUUUUAAGGCAAAUUGGAGAAUUAGAUAAUGAAUCAUUUUAUUUAUUUAUGGAAUUAUGUUUAUAUGUAUUAUCAUCUUUUGCUUAUGAACAUAAAAUAUUAAAAAGUAAGGAAAAUUUUUUUAAAAGAAGAUAUAAUGAUAUGAAUAAAAUAUUAAAGGCAAAAGAAGAGAAUCCAAAUGAAGAAAACAAAUUAGAAGGUAAUGAUGAUAACACGGGAGGAAUAGAUAAUGACGAUACUAAAAAAGAGGAAGUUGAUUUAAAUGCCAGCAGUAACAAUAAAGGGAAAAGAAAACGAAAAAUAGACGAAUUAGAGAUAAAUGAUAUUAACUUAAAUUCUGGAUCAGAGAAAGAAGGGGAAAUGGAAGACAAUAGUAUACUACAGAAUGAAAUGAAACAAAAAAGAAAUCCAGUUAUUCUAAAAAAGAAUGAAAUUACAUUAAACAGAACCAAAGCAUAUGACAAUAAGAUGCCUUAUUGUAUUGAAUUAGAUUUAAAAUGUAGUUCGGAUGAAAGUAGUGAUGGGGAAGGCGAGAAUGGUGAAGAAAAGAAAAAAAAUAAAAACAAUGAUGAAGAAAAUAUAUAUGAUGAAUAUGACGAAUGUGACGAAGAAAACAAUGAAGAUGACGAUCAAAAUGACAAUAAUAACCAUCCUUUUAAUUUCGAUAGUUUUAAGGACGAAGUAGAAAAAUUAGAUGCAGGAGAAAAUUUUAAAAAAAUUACAAAAUUAAUGUAUAGUGUAAAAAAAAAAUAUCGUAGAAAAUGGGUACGAAAUUUUUAUUUUAAAAGUUAUUCUCUUAUUUAUAAAAAAGAAUGCGAUAAUUUAGUUCCUAAAACGAUUAUUGAUUAUUGUAACAGUUUUAAACUUACUAGUGAUAAUACAUAUGAAAAUUUUAAUGAAUAUUUCAUUUUUAAUUCAGUAAUAAAAUAUUGUAUUGAGGAAAUUGAUAAUAUAGAAGAUAAAGAAUAUGACAUGAAUAAUGAUGUAGAUGGUUUUAACAAUGCUGAUAAUUAUAAUAAAUCCAAAUAUGACUCAAUAAACAAAGUUAAGGAUACUAUUAAUGCAUUAAUUCAAAGUUUUAUAAAUUAUAUAAACACAAAAAAUUACUUAUGUAAUGUUCCUAGUUUUUUUAAGGGUUUGUCAAAAAAUAUUAAUUUUCUUAAUGAUAUUUCAAGUACUAAUUUAGAUGGACAAUUUUUUGAUAAUUAUAUCUUUAAGGAAGAUUUUUUAAAUAAUUCAAAUUGUUGGGAUAGCUAUAGUAUUUUAAUCCUUUUUUUAAAAUCCUUGAUGUUUUUUGAUUCAUCUAAUGUUUCUUCUUUAAAAAAGGUAUUUAAAAAUCAUGCAGUAAUAUUUUUAAGUUAUAAAAAUUCGGGAAUAUUUAAAACGGAAGAUGAACAAAUACAAUUUGAAGUGGAGUUAUUAAAUAUCGUUUAUACAUAUUUCAAUAAUUCUGCAUUGCUAAAUGUGAUUGUAAAUAUACUAAUUGAGAAUCAAAUCGUGAAAGAAAUGUCCGUCCUUUAUUUUAUUUUCCACAAAUUAGACGACUAUAAUUUAGAUGAAUAUUAUAUUGUUCAACUUCUCUACGAAGGAAUUAAUAACUUAAUUAUAAAAAAGGAAAAUAAUGAAAAUGAACGAAAUAAAUUGCGAAGGCGAAAAACAGAAAAUGAAAACGAAAAUUUAAUAAACGAAUUAGAAGGUGAAAAGAAUGAAAUAGUGAAUAAAAUAUUUCACUUAACUAAUCAAACAAUUAUUAUGAUAAGUGAAAAAAUGAUGGCAUUAAAAAAUAAUAAUAAUUCAUAUAUGAGUAAAGAAUUAUUAAAAGAGUCAUUGGUAUUUUUAAGAACCUAUAUAGAAUACAUAGACAUAGAUCAAUUUUUGCAACAAUGUCAUGAAAAGGGAUUUGCAUCAGAGCAACAAGAAUUAGCAACUAUAUUUAAGUAUGCUAGCUUAAAAAUGAAAGCGCAAUAA
Messenger RNA from Plasmodium vinckei vinckei, 3156 nucleotides. Its product is annotated as conserved Plasmodium protein, unknown function. The transcript is spliced from 2 exons. The coding region runs from base 1 to 3156 and encodes 1051 amino acids. The record is from RefSeq and is a predicted model, not a curated record. Gene Ontology annotation, molecular function: RNA cap binding; mRNA binding. Lineage: Eukaryota; Apicomplexa; Aconoidasida; Haemosporida; Plasmodiidae. Gene Ontology annotation, cellular component: nuclear cap binding complex; nucleus. Gene Ontology annotation, biological process: mRNA export from nucleus; nuclear-transcribed mRNA catabolic process, nonsense-mediated decay.